UGGCAGGACGCGCGCGGGAUCGCGGUGCAGAAGCGGGGCUGCGCCUGGCUGCUCGUCACGCACGACCUGUGCACGCCGGGCGCGCUGAUGACUGCGCUAGAAGGAGCCACUGGUGACGUCGUAUUCAAGUUUGAACCCUUUGUUCUUCAUGUGCUGUGUCGAGAGCUGCAAGAUGCACAACUUCUGCUUUCUGUAGCUAUGGAUUCUGGGUUCAGGAACUCUGGUAUUACAGUUGGCAAAAAAGGAAAAAUUAUGAUGGCUGUGCGGAGCACUCAUUGCUUAGAAGUUCCACUGAGCCACAUGGGGAAACUCCUGGUCUCUGAAGAAUAUAUUGAAUUUCUGGUACACAUAGCAAAUCAAAAAAUGGAAGAGAACAUGAGAAGGAUUGACAGGUUCUACAACUGCUUACAGUUAGCUUUGAAGCCUGCCCCCAGUGCAGACAGCUCGCCCCCCGAAGAGAGAGGGACGCAUCUCGACGUGUACGUCCGCAGGAGGAAGAGAAAGGCCGUGGGGAAGCAUGGUGGGUGCGCCUCUCCGGCUGACCACAACGAAGAGAUGGAACAGGAGGAUGACCCAGAAGGCAGUGUCGAUAUUUUUGGUGAAAUUAUGGAGUAGACCAAGACAUUUGUAAGCAUGUGUCAAAGUGAACAAUUGUACUGCUCUUCAUAAGAGAUACAGAUACUACUCUGUUCUAAGUGGUUCUAAGUAAUCACACUUAUGGACAUUUACCUAAAGAAAGUAAUUAAACUGAGUUGUCACUGAGUUUUAUGUCACAGAAGCAUGGAGAAAAAGACUUUUUUAAAAAAAAAAAAAUGAAUUUAUUUAUUUUGGUUUGUCAGUUAUUGCAGAAAUAACCAUUUUGUUGCAGCUGUUCGCCACAUCCUCCAUGGACACUGUGGGAGCAAUCUCCUUCUAAACGCUGCCUGUGCUCCUUCUCGUUUCUGCAAAGGAGCGGGAUUGUGGGAGCCGAGUUAUCUUGAAGGCUGUUGCACGGAGCAGCGUGCAGCAGCACAACCGGCCAGCGCAGGGCCGUGCUGCAGUUGGCCAAAGCCAGGRACCUGCUCUGGAGACGAGAGUAGGGACGUGAGCGUCACGCGCCGCUCUGCGUGGGUCGUAGCCAGCAGCUCCCCCUGACCCUGCACCGCACAGCAAAGCUGACACUUGUUUUCCUGCACUUUGCUCUUUGUCCUGGCCUUUAGCCCCGCUGCUCAUGUGCUCUGCCUCCCUUGGCUUGCAGCCAUCGGCCUUAUUUUUCUUUGCAUGUUCUAGCCAGCACUGUGUGCUGAUAGUUUAUUAGUUCACUUCUAUAUAUUUCUCUGUGGCCAGCACCCAACUCCAAUUAGGUGCGAUUUUUGUGGAUUCCUACAAUGUACACUGGGAAAGUUUCUCAGUAUUGAUUCGGGGGAGGUUUUUUGUUUGUUUUUGUGGGGAGCAGGGGAAGGAGGGUGAAUUUGUAAACCUGAGCAGCAGUGAACUCUCAGCUCUUACAUUUUAUGACCUGGUGGUUGCUGACAUCCAUCACAGGACUGACUGGAGGAAAUGGUUGGGCUGGUGCAUUACCUCCAGUUUGUGUCGUUAGCGAACUGUCAUUGUUUCCAUUACAUAAACCUACAUCUUGGGGGCAUUUUAAUUCCACUGUAAAAAACCUGACGUGCUAGGUGGCAGCAAAGGGAAAAAGUAAUGGAGGCUUUAAAGAGAUUCUGGAAGCCCCGCUGGGCUGCGUUUCC
Messenger RNA from Nothoprocta perdicaria, 1727 nucleotides. RefSeq names its product tRNA-yW synthesizing protein 3 homolog (gene TYW3). Lineage: Eukaryota; Metazoa; Chordata; Aves; Tinamiformes; Tinamidae. The annotation marks the transcript as partial. The record is from RefSeq and is a predicted model, not a curated record. The transcript is spliced from 5 exons.